GUCAUUGUUCACCAUACUCUCUCCCCGUCUUGCUCUACAACUCCGCGAUGGAUCUCAAGAGCCUACAGGAUGCGGCCGCGAACCUCACGCUCUACGACCUCAAGGCGGGCGUGCGCAAGGUUCAAAAUGCUGUCAUGAAUUACACAGAGAUGGAAGCCAAGGUCCGAGAGGCUACCAAUAAUGAACCUUGGGGGGCAUCGUCGAGCAUGAUGCAAGAGAUUGCCAAUGGCACGUUCAACUACCAACAGCUCAACGAGAUUAUGCCCAUGAUAUACAAACGAUUCACAGAGAAGUCGGCAGAGGAAUGGCGGCAGAUUUACAAAGCGCUGCAGCUCAUGGAGUUCUUGAUCAAGAAUGGCUCGGAGCGGGUGAUUGACGACGCGAGAUCACACCUCUCGCUCCUUAAGAUGCUGCGACAAUUCCACUACAUCGAUCAAAACGGCAAGGACCAGGGUAUCAAUGUGCGGAAUAGGAGCAAGGAACUUACUGAGCUCCUGGGCGAUGUGGACAGAAUAAGGACGGAGAGAAAGAAGGCGCGCCAGACAAAGAACAAGUACGGAGGCGUAGAAGGCGGCGCUGGAGCUGGCUUGAGCGUCGGCUCUUCUGGUGGCAGAUACGGUGGAUUCGGAAGCGAAAGCGCUGGCUAUGGGGGCGGAAGCUCUACAUUUGGCGGCAGCUCAAGGACAGUCUAUGGUGAUGGAGGAGGAUUUGGCGGUGAGGCUGCUACCGACGAGUACGACGAGGGACCUGGACGUGGCGGGGCGGAUAAAUUCGACGAGUACGACGAGUACGAUGAUGGCGGUGCCCAAGCACGGCCUGGCAGACGGAAAGGAGACGCCGCUGCGCAGCGUGCAACCUCGAAGAAAGCUGCAGCACCAGCACCAAAAGCCAAAGAACCCGAGGUGGAUCUUUUCGACUUUGGAGACGAGCCAACGACGACCUAUACAGCCCCCUCAAAUGGUGCAGCAAGUUCUGCCGCGAUUCUGUCACCGCCAGCAUCACAGGCGACCGCAGUGAUCGACGAUGACGAGUUUGAUGAGUUCCAGUCAGCCACACCAGCCCCAGCUGCUCCAACUGCAUCUGUCAAAGUAGCACCCUCGAUCCCAGCGCCCAACUACAGCUCGUUCUCAACAGCUGCGCCGUCCUCCACAACACAGUAUGCGCAACCUACGCCGCAAUCAAGUGGCCAGAACGCUGCUUUCAGCAACAUUUUCUCAACUACCUCGCCGCCUCCGAGCAGCACCAGUACACCAAUUGGAAACAUCUCUGCGCCUAAGCCUGGAGGUUACCAACCGUCAGGGCCAAACUAUUUCCAGUCGGUCCCCGUGCCUAGUCAGGCCACCGGCGGCUCUUUCAGUUCGCAGGUUAAGUCACCUGGGGCGGGUCAAAUUGGCGCAAAGACUGGAGCGAGAUCUGGAGGUGGUGACGCCUUUGCAAGUCUUCUCGGUGGUAGUGGGCUCAAGAGCAAAGGAGUUGCACAGAAAGGCCCGACAAUCGCAGAUAUGGCAAAGCAAAAGAGCCAGGCCGGGCUCUAUGGAGCAAACGCACCGACCGCUGCACCUUUCCAGCAGCAGAAGCCAAACACUGGUAGCAGUGGACUGGAUGAUUUGCUUGGGUAGGAGUAGCAAGAGCGCUUGUGGGCGUUUCUGUAGAAUUUGCGAUAUCAUAUAAAAGGAUUCGUUCG
This is a messenger RNA of Sphaerulina musiva SO2202, 1684 nucleotides long. Its product is annotated as ENTH-domain-containing protein. Bases 48 to 1619 code for a protein of 523 amino acids. NCBI's taxonomy places the organism in Eukaryota, Fungi, Ascomycota, Dothideomycetes, Mycosphaerellales, Mycosphaerellaceae. Gene Ontology annotation, biological process: Golgi to endosome transport; endocytosis. Gene Ontology annotation, cellular component: plasma membrane; endosome; clathrin vesicle coat. The record is from RefSeq and is a predicted model, not a curated record. Gene Ontology annotation, molecular function: phospholipid binding; clathrin binding. The transcript is spliced from 3 exons.